CACAGAGCUUUCUUGAGAUGUGUUGGCUCCGGGUCCUCAGCUGUUAUCUCAGAAGCCUAUUAUAAUGAUGGACUUUUAGGAAAUAUUAACUGAGAUAUUUAACAAUAAUAUUUGUAUUUGCCAUCCUUGAGUGGUGGCACAAAUCUAAAAUGUUUAGUGAUCAGCAGUUUUUUUUUAUUACGAGUUAAACUAUCUUUAACGUUUAAGGAUUUCUCUUUAAAGUCCGGUGUCAGAUUAGGCCGUGCAGCAAAGACUGUCAGAAGAUGAGAUCUGCCUUAUUGAUGCUUAUGUGUCUCCACAGUUGUGUGUCACAUGGUUACAGAAUUGAGAACAUCCAGCAGUGUGGAGCACACUGUAAUAAGGGAUUGCUCUGUAAAUCCAAACGUUCUUUUUCUUUUGCACGAUGCAAGAAACCGCCCAAAGGCCUCCAGGACAAUGUAUUCCUCAACAUGAGUGUCUCCACGGUGAUGAAGUGUGAGGGGCGGCAGCAGUGCUCACCUUUUCUCCAAGUGAGCAGCACUUUGUUGAUGAAUGAACACGUGAAGGGCAUUUCCAUGUGCACAAUGGCAGCAGGCAUGAUGGAACGAUGCAGGACUCUUAGGUUCCCCAAAGCAGCACUGAAACGGCUCAGUGCACGGCAGGUUGAAGUUCAAGACAACUGCUUUGAAGUAGGUGUAGGACAGGAUCUCCGUGUGACACUGAAAACACUGCCUGAAUUCUGCAAUUCGAGUGUUUCCAAAACCCACAAUGUCCCAGGAUGCAGCCAUGUUGACCUUCAAGGCAAUGUCCCAGAGUGCAUUGCGGGGAAAAUAACAUACCAGCUGGACUCUGAUAGAAGAGAGUUGUCUGUGUCAGUGACGGACAUGCUGGAGAACACAGACUACAACCUCAGGCUGUGUCACAAGGGAUACCUCUGCCGUGGGACUGGAGCCUAUGAACUUUUGAAAAAGGAGGAUCCAGUAAAGAAUGCAGUGCUGCAGUAUGCCAGACCACUGCCUUGUUUGUGCAUUGAGGGUUGGUCCUCUGUGUUUGAUGCACCUCGAAUCCAAGUCUGCCCCUUUAAGAAUAAUAUGGAGGAGUUGUGGUCUGGCGUGGCCUUUGAUUCAGUACAGCAGAUAUUAUCGUGGGAACCAGCAUGCCAGACUGAGGUUGUCGUCACCUUGUGCCAAAAAACUGGAGAGAGUGUCUGUCAGAAUCUGGCGGAUGCAUCUCAAUCUGUUACCAAGGGGAAGGUUUUGUUCUCUACAGUGGAUCCACACCCACAGCUUUGCAUGAAGUUUACCACGAAAACGGCUUCCUGGAUAAAGUGUCCAUUUGCUGGUAGCAAUUUUACAGCCUGGGACAUAGGAGUGGUCAUGGAGAAUGUCACGCCACGGCUGCUGGUGACAUCCAAGAUCAGACCCACCCUUUCGCUGAGUGUGUGUAGGAGGACUGGGCCUGUGGCAUGUGAGGAACACAACGAUGUCAUCACCUUCACCGCUGUGAAAUAUCAAUCGCUGGUGCCCAACCUCAGCUUGAGUAUGUGUGCUCCAAACUGCUGCAUUCAGGCAAGAAGAGUUGAUGUGAAGUAUGCUGCCAUUGUUCUCCACUGUGACUUCAGAUUCACUGCCACUGGAGAGGCCCCAGGCUCCGUGCGGUCCGGUCCCCCCUGGGAGAGCGCCUGUUUCAUUGCCCCAGCUGUGGGAGUUCUGACUGCACUGCUUGUGGCCAUCCUCAUGCUUGGGACUGCACUCACCACUAUCAUAGUUUAUCAGAAUCAAUGCGGUGCGAAGAUAUGCCAUGAUAUCAGCGCUAGUCAACACAAUGCUGCCCAGUGCUCAACAUCUGUCCAUUGGCCCAGUCCAGGCUCAGUGAACGCAUCUUCUGCUCACAACACACUGCCGCCCACUCACUAUCACUACCCAGCUUUUGAAGAUAUACCUAAUUUAGAGAACAACGAAAAAACAAAUCUGCUGAAUUGGGUCAAAAAAGAUUCAACAGUUUAGUUGAAGUGCUGUCAAUGUAAAGUUACUAUCUCAUGUAGGUGCUGAUAAUGAGUUUUAAGUCUUAAAGUUUUAAGACUGCAAGGAUCCAACAAUUACUUACACUAGUGUCAGUUGAGACCUAGGGCCCCAUUUUGACAGCAUAAACGGCAGCGCCAAAGGUAAUUAAUCAAAGGUUUGGUUGAAGCCAACCAAAAAGCAAUGUUGAGCAAUCUCUUUAAAACUGAAUGGUUUAGAUUACAGUGUAAGAAGAUGGUUAUAUCGCCGCAGGUUCUGGACAGUGUUCACCAAGUGCUCUUUUACAAGGAUUAAACCGUAGUGCUUCUUCUGUUGGUCAAAACUAUUCAAAUUCGUUGAUACAUAUAAUUGUAGCUGGCCGCAUUCCUUCAAACUGGCUGUUAUAUUGUUAUUCUGGGUAUGUGAUUUUGCUCACUUAGAUUCCAUGACAAGCUAGCGUUAUUUUGGUUAAGAUCAAUAUAGCCCAUCUCAUGUCCAAUUUAUUUAGGCCUUCAUUGUAAAAUGUCCAAACGUGCAAUGUGCAAAUAUCAACACAUGUGAUACAUAUUAAAUUUAAUAAUCUAAAUUCGUCUAACGGAACACAUUUGCAACUUCGGCGCUAGGUGCUGAAAAGAAAAAAUGCAUAGCUGGGCUGAAAUGUGAAAUGUUUCAGCAGACAUUCUGGCACUUGCUGUGGUGUGGUGACUUAUGGGAGCAGAAGAAGUCAGCUCUACUUUCUAUAGAAGUAAAAGUUUUUAGAUGAUAACCCGGGUUUUCCGGGCUAUUUAUUUAAAUAUUUAUUCUUUUUUAAAAGACUGCCAGGAUAACAUAAUGCGCCACUCUUGCCAAUGAAGGGAACGUUAUAUUUUUUGGCAGAUAGAUAAAUCAGACUUGGUCACUGAUGGUUUCUGAUUGUCAGCCAGCUGUUUCCGCCAGCCGUUUUCACUGUCAAAAUACGGCCCCUAAUCUGAAAGAGUAACCUACUUAUAAUAUUGUAGUUGCUGUAGUGGUUUCCAAAUGUUAGUAGCAUUACAUCAUCCAAAUAAUGGGUUUUUAAAAAUGAUGUCUGGCUUAGUUUAGUGUUAAAAUGUUUGAUGAGAGAAAUUAGUGAAUUAAGUGCCUUGUAUGGUCGUCUGACUAAUAAUUCACUAUGUACAGAAGCAUAACACUGCCAUUUGUAUUGUAAGAUAUAUUUUUUGUAAUCUUUUUGUAUCAAGUUCAUAUUUAUUUAUUCAUGUAUUCAUCCGAGAACAUAAUUCCCUUGCAGUGGCACCCUGAGAAAAGGGACACUGAAACUUUAAAGGUGCAGUCCGCGAUUCUAAUCCCAUCCACUUUAUACACCGCCCUGGUGCUGCAUAUGAGAAACAGACUUAGUGGCUCAGACAGAGCCAUAAACAGUCCCAACCAAUCAACACGGUGCUUCAGGUGCACGGAAGGGGGAGGUGUCAUUUGAUUGGCUGUUCAGCUCAAGUAUCAACAACCUUUGGGAAACCAAAUCGUGGACUGCAUCUUUAAGAUAACAUUGUUACUGUAAUGGGAAUGACACGUAAGUUGUUAAUAAAACACAUCUGAUAAAA
Molecule: messenger RNA, 3556 nt
Organism: Clupea harengus (Atlantic herring)
Lineage: Eukaryota; Metazoa; Chordata; Actinopteri; Clupeiformes; Clupeidae
Gene: il17rel
Product: interleukin 17 receptor E like
Molecular function (GO): interleukin-17 receptor activity
Source: RefSeq, a predicted model, not a curated record